GCAAGAGCGGUGUGGUGGACUCAGUGAGAAGUGUUUAUGGGCUCAACACUUCAUUCUGGGAGCUUGUAGAAUAAAGUUAUGAGGAGUAUCCGCUUGUUACAACUUUGAAUCAACUCCUUCUUGGAUAAAGCUCGGAGGCACUCCUCGCGACUCUCUCAUUUCUUUUCUACCUGCUCCAUUUCAUUCACACAAACUCUUUCUGACAGUCGACAAUGGACGAGGAUAAUAACGUGUUGCCUGAAUUGAAGGAAAUAGAGACAAAAUUGGGUCUGAAAGUGCCGGAUAGCCUUAUUCGUUCUCUUGCUGGAGGGAAGCAUCACGAAAAGUCUGCAGCACCGCAUUUACAGAACUGCAAAGUGUAUGGGAAGAAUGCGGACCUGAAAAGACUGGAGAGCAAAAUGCUAUUCCUAAAGCAAGAAAUGGCACACCUACGAGCUAUUGAUGUGAAGCUGAUGCAGCAGCUCAUGUCAAUCAACGAGGGCAUUGAGUCCAUUCGUUGGAUGAUAGAAGACAAAGGAGGUGUGGCCAGCCAGGAGGGCAGCCUGACAGGCAGCUUGUACAGCCUGUCAGACAGCCAGGACGGUACCUCACUGCGAGGCAGCUUCAACAGCUUGAAUGAUUGCAACAGUGACGGGCUAGAUGGUCUGUCUGUGGGUAGUUACUUGGACACUCUAGCAGAGGACCUCCCGGAUGACCCAUCACCUACGGAUCUUGACUGUUUUGUGGAUAAAACAGUUAUUGAUGGUGAUGCUUUCAGCAAAUCGCCACUGAAACUCAGGGUGGAAUCAGAUGAAUACUACUGCUUUGGAUAGUGAGCUAAAAACAGUGUUUUAAGAGACUACAAGGAUAUUCUGUGAAAGAUUUACAACAUGUCUUCUUCACUUUGACAAAUUAACACAGUUGUCGAAAUAUUUUUCCCACAUGCUUCACAUGUUUCUAAUAAUAAUAACAGCCAGGGCGUUGCACGAUUUACCAAAUGACUAAUGUUACUUUUACCUUGAAACCAGCUUCCUUACAUUGUGGUUUGAACACACCUCAUCAAACAGUUGCCACUUACACCAAAUGCAAGUGAGAACAUCUUAACAAUUAUUUUUGUCUUAAUAUUUUAUAAUGCAGGUCAAUUAAAAGGGUGCUCAAUUAUGAUUAAAGAUUGUAUUUAUUGUGGAGCUGUCCAGUACCUAAGCAGUUUACUUCACAGAGUACUUCUUAGCCUAUAAUUACUGAAGAAGGGGGGAAUCAAAGGUGCAGCCAAAGCUGAACAGCAAAUUUCCUUCUUUAUCCGUGGAAAGUUCGACUUUGUGUUAGGUCAGACCCAAUCAGCUGAUCUCAGUGAAGGAGUAGAUUAGGAUUUAGCAGCCAUUUGGAAAAUUGGACAUUUCAUGCUGAGUGAUUCAAGUGGGUAAACAGUUUAAAGUGGCAAAGUGCUAAGUUUAAGUGUUAAAGCAAGUGCAAUUUGCUUCCAUGCCAAAUUCUGAGCACCAGCUACUAUAAAUGUUAAGCUUCUAAUUAAUGUUUUUGACUGAUGGAAGUUCCUGAGCUAAACUGCACUCUGCCAUAGUAGAAUUUAUUUGUACACUCAAGAGAUUAGUAGCAUGUUUUAAGCACAGAUGCUUGACUGAAAACCAAAGCAAUUUGAUCGUCUUAUAGAUCAUUGAGGCCUGAGGCAAAACACCAAAUGGGAGAUUUGUUGAUGGUGGACAUAUGGGGAACACAUGUUUGCUUUGUGGGCAAAUUUUAAUUCUCUGUUGUCAAAAAGAGCUAUACAUCACUGUAUAUUACUGUUUUAGCUUUAAAACUCCUUGUGGUGAUUUGUUUGACAUUUGUAU
Messenger RNA from Centropristis striata (black sea bass), 1826 nucleotides. RefSeq names its product leucine rich adaptor protein 1-like. Gene Ontology annotation, biological process: positive regulation of canonical NF-kappaB signal transduction. The record is from RefSeq and is a predicted model, not a curated record. NCBI's taxonomy places the organism in Eukaryota, Metazoa, Chordata, Actinopteri, Perciformes, Serranidae. The transcript is spliced from 2 exons. Bases 213 to 812 code for a protein of 199 amino acids.